AAUUACCAAGACGGAUAACGUCACAGGUCAUGUUAUGUACGUGUUUGGGUUUGUCUAACUGUUGAUUGGGACGUGAGAUUUGUGCGACAAACAUUUCCCAGAGCCUUACUUCCGAGCUGAGACUGGCUAAAUGAAACAGGAAGCCAUGACUCGAUGAUGUAAGCAACCUAUAACAAAAUAAGCUGGAAAAUUUUACAGCAGAUAAAGUUUAAAUAAGUUUUAGAAAACUUUAGCCUAUUUCUUAGAAAAUUAAAUACGCCUUUUUGCAGUAAAAUCCAACUGAGGUAUGAAGUCGUUGAACCCAUUUUGAUACUGGAAUGCUCAGGUGAGACCCUAGAGAAUAUAUCCGGUCAUAAUACGAUCCACUCAAGAGACCUAGGUGAUUAUUUUAAUUAAAGAUGGCUUAGAAAAAUGUGUGAUUAGUAUCGAAAACUUGCCAAGGUUAUUUGCUGCGUAGCCUUUUGCCUUGACCCACUUUAUUUAUGUUUUGAAAUGCCCCUAUCUAUAGAUCCAGUAUUCCAUUUACUUUAGUCCUGUUGAGUCGUCUUUUUUCUGCUGUGCUGUUUGCAUUCUCAAUUCCUGUGGUUCAUUAUUCGUUAGUCCUUAUGGCUGCUCCUAAUGCGUCCGAUCUCUUUUGCAAAGCUGUCAGCGAAGGUUCGGUACUUCAAUUAAAAAUCUUACGUCAGAUUCACGGACGGAAGGCAAUCAUGGCAAAUUUUAUGGACACUCCCUGCAACAAACAAGGUGAUACGUGUCUUAAAGUGGCUAUUGAAAGCGAAUUUUACGACGUGCUCGAGUUCUUAGUGCACCAAUUGAAAGGGCACAUAAUGUUUGGAUUGUACAAAACAUGGAAAGCCUCUAUCAAAAACGUUAGUCCGUUUUCAUGGGAAACGUAUACUUUUCAAGAAGUCACAGAGCCGUUUGUACUAUCACCUGAAAUUGCCAUCAUUCGCGAUAUUUGCCAUAAAGUGCCAAUUACCAGAUUGAUCGAAUAUCUUAUUGACGUUGGGUGUGACGAGCCUCUAUGGUUAGAGUUUGUCUUAAACUCAAUAAUGGCAAGUUCGAUCCCUCGGCCGGAUAAGAUUGUUGCGCUUGAAUGUAUAGGCACCGCCUUCAUCUUCAAACAAACACAUUACUUAUUUCAACGAAGAAACGUGCUCAAUGAAAUUCGAUUUUGGCGUGGACCACGUUGUUGGAAAGAAGCUUUGAUCCUGAGAAAUGCGACGGCAGAUGGUGACCCAGCUAUCCCCAAAGUUCCCUGCGAACAGUCUGAAGUGUUACGCAAUGCUUUUGGAAACAUAGCCGAAAUGACGACAGUAGAAGAACUGGAGCAAUUGGAACAACAGUGCUCUUUACCUAGAGGACUAGAAGAGUGGCAAAUGUUACGCCAGUCUCUCGAAGCUCAGGCCCUUCUCGUUGGCCAUCGCACCUUUACUCGACAAACCGACACUGGCCUGAAUUCUUUUCACCUGGAAAAUUUGGUGUUAUUUUCCAAUAACUUUAACAAGCAAAACAGCCGUGCAUUCAACAUUUAUCUAAUCAUCCUGGAUCAGUCUUACGGGUUCACUUCAACUUCUCCGCACAAAUGCGUUGGGCAUUUCGUUAGGACAAUUUAUGGAUUAUUAAUCUUGUUCGAUAAAUUGUGGACAGAUCAACAUGACCACCCGGAAACGCGAGAAAUAGCAUCGAAAAAUCUCGUUCUAACCGUAAAGUAUACGCUAGCAGCUUUAACUAACGUGUCGUCAGCAUCGCCACACUUCCGACUAAUUGACAGAACUUGGCAGCAAGAUAUUCAAAAGAAAAUUCACGUUCUCUUAUCAAAAUGGCUAUCCAGCUUAACCAAAGAGAAAAUUGAAAAUGUAAAGGAAUGCCUUGUCCCUUUUUUCCGCAUUUAUAACUCAAAUCACGGCUUUCUCAGCCUUCUUCACAUGGUGGUUAAUGGAUAUCUUGAUCGACCGUCGACUUACAUGACUACUUACUCAACCACAGUUCAACUCAUUCAACUACUGUUGGAUGCUGGAGCGGAUCCCCGAAUCACCGACAGAAAUGGCAAAACUCCGUUUCACUGUUUGUUUGAUGGUUCGGUUUGGACUUGUGCGCGAUCGAAUUUAAAAACGGUUUUCAAGGCGAUGCUGGAUGCUGGAGGCCAUCUUGAUCAAGCCACUUCAUCAGGACGUACGGUUAUCAGUUUAAUUAAAAGCUGGAGAACCUCGACAUUGCCUUUUGCCAAUCUCGUUCGUGAUCCUUAUUUUGACUCGUUUAUUUACUCUGUUCUUCCACUUUCGUGCGCUUGUGCGCAAGUCAUUAGACAAAAACGAAUUCCGUUUGAAAAUCAAUUGCCUCCAAGUUUGAAAUCUUUCGUCCUCCGCCACAGCGAUAUUAAAAUAACAUGAAUGAAAAGGAUUCUACGUGUAAAUCGGUCUUCUGACUACAAUACUAUCUGGAAAUGACAUACAUGGACCGGCGUUAACAGUACCAAGUGAAAGAAAUGUGCGACAUGCCCUGCUGUUGGGAGAUUUUCAAGAUACUCAAAGUUUUAAAUCGAUAUGCCAACUAAUGAAACUAUUAACUCCUUAGCAAUUAUUUUGUUUUUCGCCGUUUGUGCAUUGUUCAGAAACGUUGAGCUGUAUUCAGCAUUGCCUACAUUUUGAAUGUUGAUAAAAUUUGCAGUGUCUUGUGCUGUGCACAAGAUAAAGUAAGUACUCUCAAAAAAAUAACCGAAUAAAUACAAACAUGUGUUUAGUAAUGAUAACGUUUAACAAUUCAAUUGUAGUCUGUUUUUAAGAAUGUGUCAAUAUUUGACUCAUUGGUGAAUAGGAGGGGGCAUCCCUAUGGGCAUAUGCUAAACUUUACCUAAACUAAAUGGAUUUUGUACCCCAAAAAUAGGUCGUUCUUGAAACAAAGGACUCGUGGAAUGUGCUGCUUCGAUUUCAUUGUUGCGCAUAUGCGCAUUUGUAUCUUUCUUUUCGGACUUGUUCUAAAUGUGGCGGUAAGAAGUACUGUACAAAAACAAAUCCCAUCCAAAUGUUUUGUGAAAUGUCGAAUGUGAAUCGACACUAAAGGAUAUUACGCCGAUGAAGAGGUAGGGAGAGAAAAUCCAUGAUGGCCGAUCCUUCCAAAUUCCUUC
Messenger RNA from Daphnia pulicaria, 3127 nucleotides. RefSeq lists its product as uncharacterized. The record is from RefSeq and is a predicted model, not a curated record. Lineage: Eukaryota; Metazoa; Arthropoda; Branchiopoda; Diplostraca; Daphniidae. The transcript is spliced from 2 exons. The coding region runs from base 606 to 2393 and encodes 595 amino acids.